Molecule: messenger RNA, 1515 nt
Organism: Daucus carota subsp. sativus
Lineage: Eukaryota; Viridiplantae; Streptophyta; Magnoliopsida; Apiales; Apiaceae
Product: 4-hydroxy-tetrahydrodipicolinate synthase, chloroplastic
Exons: 3
Coding region: 243-1358 (371 amino acids)
Molecular function (GO): 4-hydroxy-tetrahydrodipicolinate synthase activity
Source: RefSeq, a predicted model, not a curated record
AAUUUACUUUUUCUUUAUCAUCUUUUCUUAAUCUCCUUGAAAGACUCGAUUAAAUUGGGACGGAGGGAGUAAGAAAGAGGGAUUCCAAACCCUAGCUGGACACAACAACGAGUCUACAACCGUCACGUUCACCGCUCUGGCCGAACCACUCUUUACUACACCAACAAUCUAAUAUUUCUUGCAUUAACUCCUAUAAUUUACAACACACCUUAACUCACACCUAGCAUAACCUGUCGGAAAACAUGUCGGCGCCGGCGUCGUAUCAGCAAAUGUCCGCGCUUAAAAGCUUAAAGGACUCCACUUUUCAGCUCACUGCUUUCAAUUCUCCUCCAUCUAGCUACAAAAGGAGGAACACAACUUGGAGGCCUCCAAAAGCAGCAAUAAUCCCAAAUUUUCAUCUGCCAAUGCGUAGUAUGGAAGUUAAGAACAGAACAUUCACCGAUGACAUAAAGUCUCUCAGAUUGAUAACUGCCAUCAAAACGCCAUAUCUGCCUGAUGGCAGAUUUGAUCUGGAGGCUUAUGAUGCUCUGGUAAACAUGCAGAUCGAAAAUGGGGUUGAAGGUGUCAUAGUUGGUGGAACUACUGGUGAAGGUCAGUUGAUGAGCUGGGAUGAACAUAUCAUGCUAAUUGGUCACACUGUCAACUGUUUUGGUGGAUCCAUCAAGGUAAUUGGGAAUACCGGAAGUAACUCAACAAGGGAAGCAAUUCAUGCCACUGAGCAGGGUUUUGCAGUUGGAAUGCAUGGUGCUUUGCACAUUAAUCCUUACUAUGGCAAGACCUCUCUUGAAGGAUUGGUUUCUCAUUUUGAUAGUGUGCUCUCCAUGGGUCCAACCAUUGUCUACAACGUGCCAGGAAGAACUGGCCAAGAUAUUCCACCUCGUGUGAUCCAUACUUUGGCGCAAAGCACAAACCUAGCAGGUGUCAAGGAAUGCGUCGGACAUGAUAGAGUGGACCAGUAUACCAAAAAUGGGAUCGUGGUCUGGAGCGGAAAUGACGAUCAAUGCCAUGAUUCAAGGUGGGAUUUUGGUGCAACUGGAGUUAUAUCUGUUACCAGCAACUUGGUCCCACGAUUAAUGCGGGAACUCAUGUUCAGGGGAAAGAACCAAACCUUAAAUGCCAAGCUGUUGCCCUUGAUGGAGUGGCUCUUUGAAGAGCCAAAUCCAAUUGGAUUGAAUACGGCUCUUUCUCAACUUGGGGUUGUAAGGCCUGUUUUCCGCCUGCCAUAUGUACCACUCCCUUUGGCCAAGAGAGUAGAGUUUGUUAAUAUAGUGAAAGACAUAGGGAGAGAGCACUUUGUAGGACAGAAAGAUGUUCAGGUUCUUGAUGACGACGAUUUUAUUUUGAUUGGUCGGUAUUAGAUUGUAAUAUUGAGCUUAAUAGAAGCACAUACCUAGAGUUUGGUUUGUUGGGAUCGUUCCGACUGUGUUUGUCUUUAAAAAAUAAAUUUUGUUGGGAUCGUUCUGAAUGUGUUUGUCUUUACAAAUAAACUUAAAAUUACCUCCAGUGUUUACUAUA